AUGUCUCCUACGCUUCCAACCCCCGCCAACGGGACUUCUACUCCAGAAGAUGGAACGACUCUACUAUCCCUAGACGAUGGCGAACAAUACAACUCUGAAGAAGACCCCGACUUCGAUAUCAACGCCCCCGCUGAAGACGAAGAAGAGGAGGCAACCGAUGCAGAGCCCGAUGAUCGGCCGCGCAAGCGAAGAAGGCUAAGUCCCACCCGAGUGCGAGACGAAGAUGGUGAUGAAUAUGUUGUUGAAGGUGCGCUAGACUCCGGCGACGAAGCUACGAUUCGAAAAGCGAAGGAGAAAAGAGAGAAAAGGCGGAGGAAGGGGAAAAAGGUAGCCGGAGACCAAGAGAGGGAUGGGGAUGAGGAUGAGGAUGACUUUGACUUUGAAGACGAUGACGAAGGCGGUGGAAGAGGAGGAUUCGUGAGGACAAGAGCUAUGAAGAUGAAGAUGCAGGAGGAGCAGAAGCCUCUGGCAAGAAUAGAUGGUGCCACGGUCGAUGUCGAUGCGCUAUGGGCCCAAAUGAAUGCGCCCGACUUUGGAAAGGAAUCGACACCCUCGAUGCAGGAGAAACAAUCAGCAAGCGAAGACGCCUCCACAGAAACCUUGGAAGAUGGCAGGGCUUCUAACCUUCACCUUCCGCCAAAGACACCCGCGAGAGGAGCGGCCCGCCCGGGCGAAGAAACUAUCACAAUCAAACGAACCUACAAAUUCGCCGGAGAAGUGAUAACAGAGGAAAAGGUAGUCCCGAAAGACUCCGCAGAAGCGAAAGUCUACUUGUCGUCCUCGGACGCAACAAAAGAUAACGCAAAGGACGAUCAACAGAACGACGAGGCACCGAAAGCAAGCCCCCUUCCACUCCGCAGACCCCUUCGGCGCUACUCUCGCUUCGACCCAAAUCCGCCACAAACGUAUAGACGAAGCUGGGUGAAGACGUCAGCGUCGCAAAUAUCCCCAAUGAUGAAGGAGCAGCGAGAUGCCACCACACCGGUUGCGGGACCUAAGUUGAACACCGUGAUGAAGUCGAAACUCGAUUGGGCUGCGUAUGUGGAUAAAGAAGGGAUCAAAGAUGAGUUGGACGUUCAUAGCCGAGCAAAGGAAGGAUAUAUGGGGCGCAUGGACUUUUUGAAUCGCGUAGAGGCGAAGAGAGAGGAAGACAGACGGAAUGUGAGAUUGAAGGGUCCCAGUUCGGACAUCGAUCACUUCAGCAUAAGCUGAUUUAACAAAGCAUGGCGCCCGAAGAUCAGGAACGAGGAUACGAAAUUGUUCCUCCUGUCAAAGUGGAAGAAUAGGGCUGUUGCAGAAAGGAUAGCAUGGGGAAAAAGAAAGACAGGAUGAAGAAGAUAAAAGAUCAUGUGCAGGAAGAAGAGGUGAAACCAAAGUCUACAGCUCGUAAUAGAGAAGAAACCGCUCUCGCAAGUAACGUUCGCAUUCUCGACUCCAAACAUUAAAAUAAGCUCCAAACAAGUUUUAUGGAUGCCAUUUCCUCCUUGCAAUUGGUAUAGUCGAGGAAAAGAAUAUGUGACGGAGACAAUGAGGAACUCUCAGCAUUUUUAUACCCUAGCGACCAAGCUGCUGGCAGGGCAAAACUAGAGCAUCCCUUCUUGAAGAGUUACUACCGACAUAACCAUCAUUUUGAUAUGAUAUCCUCAGUGGGCUUGCCUAGAUUAUCGCGCACUUGCACCACCAGCAAGCUGUCAAGGCCACAGUGAAGAGGGACAACGUCACCAUAAGCAGCUUUGUGAAAACAGAGGGCUAAAACUGUGCAUUAUUUGAAGUCUUAACAAACAGGAGUGCUUUCCUCCUGCAAAACUAUACCAAGUUCUUUUGCUUUCG
This is a messenger RNA of Coccidioides posadasii C735 delta SOWgp, 1830 nucleotides long. The record is from RefSeq and is a predicted model, not a curated record. NCBI's taxonomy places the organism in Eukaryota, Fungi, Ascomycota, Eurotiomycetes, Onygenales, Onygenaceae.